GAAACCUUUUACAAAAUGUAAAGGUUUUGUUGAAUCUAUUUUAUUUCAUCCUUCAAAACCGUUAUUUUUUGUUGGAACGAGGCAACAUAUUUUAAUUUACGAUUUGGCUAGAAACGAAUUAAAAAGAAAACUUUUUCCUGGGACAAGAUGGCUAUCAUGUAUGGUGUUACAUCCAGAAGGAAAUAAUCUUUUUAUUGGUGGAUUGGAUAGAACAUUUUCCUGGAUGGACUUAGAAUUGGGCACAAAACCUUGGAAAAAGCUUCGAACACACCAAUCAGGAAUUCGAUCAAUUACAUAUCAUAAACGUUAUCCUCUACUUGCUACUGUAUCAGAUGAUGCAACAGCAAUAGUUUAUCAUGCUAAAACAAGUCAAGAUUUGGAAAAAGAAAAUGAAUUAGUGCCAGUUAAACGUCUUUUUGGACACAAAAUUUUGGCAAAAAGGGAAUUAACUAAAUUAAAAGAACAAAAAAUAAAUGAAGAAAAUAUACAAGAAGAAGAGGACAAAAAUGAAGAGAAGAAGAAGAUAAAUAAUAAAACUCAGGAAGAGAAUUCUGACAAUGAAGAAUCCCCUCCAACAAAACUUGACAAUACUCGGUUGUCCAUACUUUGUGCUACUUUUCAUCCAAUUCAGCCUUGGCUAAUAACUUCGGGUGCUGACGGAAAUAUAGCAUUAUUUACUUAUUAA
Meloidogyne enterolobii is the source of this 685-nucleotide messenger RNA. The record is from the annotation of a GenBank genome assembly. Lineage: Eukaryota; Metazoa; Nematoda; Chromadorea; Rhabditida; Meloidogynidae.